AUGACGAGCCCUGUCCCCUGCCCGUGUCACCCUCCGCAGCCGCAGCCCGAGCAGCGGAGCCAGCGAUCGCGGAUCGAGACGCUCUUGCUGCUCCCCGGCGAGAUGGGAGAACCCUUGGGCCGCUGGAGCAGCAGCCUGUCACGGGGUGAAUAUGACGACAGGACCCCGCUCCAGCAUUCCAACAGCUUCGUCCGCCUCACCGGGAAAAGCAUCUACAACCAGCGCAAGGACUACGGGCAGACCCUGCUCAAGCCCCAGAACGAUUUCCAGCACCACGUUGAGCACCUGGUGACGAUGCGCCUGGAGCGGGGCCUCCGCAGCGCCGAGGACUGCCUGAGCCGCCUGCGGGACCUGGAGCAGCAGGGCCGGCUCUGGGGGCAGGAUGUCAUCCUGGCAGUCAAGGACCAGGAGCUGGUGCUGAGCGACAUGGAGAGCAAGGAGGAGCUGGAGGCUUUCCCGCUGGGAAGCGUGCAGGGAUGCUCUGCCGGGCUGGACAACACCGUGCUGGCGGUCACUGUCCAGGAGAGGAACCCGCCGGGGACCAGCGUGCUGCUCUUCCAGUGCCAGCGGCUGGGGGCAGAGACGCUGAGCAGCAGCCUGGAGAAGGUGCUGAGGCAGAGGAAGGAGGAGCAGAGCAGUCACUACGGGCACAGGUAUGGAGGCCCGGACACGCCGCCGAGCCCGGUGCCCCCGUACGCGGCCCCGGAGAGCCGGGCAGAGCCCCUCGAGCCCCCCCAGCGUGGGCCGCGCUCCUCCGACCACCGCGGGUCUCGGGCGGGACCGCACCGUGCCUCAGUUUCCCCAGGAGCAGGGGGCGGUGCUGGGGACCCUGAGGUGUCACCAGACGCGCCGGACCCCCCGCGGGUGCCACGGGCCCAGCCCCCGGCCCAGGCUGUGUCCCAGGUGGAGCGAGAUGUUGAGGUUCUCAACCACGUCCUGGACGACCUGGACCUCUUCGUACGCCGGCUGAAGACGGCCCUGGGCUCGGCCAGCACGAAGAAGAAGCAAAAGAAGAAGCCGGCACUGCCCCCGAAGGACGCGUACACGGAUUUCUUCCAGAAGGUGAAAUACGCCCUCAACCUCGUGGGCCGGACCCACCCGAACGUGACGGAGCCCGACCCCCGCGAGCUGCUGCACCUCAUCUUCUCGGCUCUGUCCUUCGUCCUGGCCCACUGCCCCAGCCCCGGCCUGGCCCCUGCCGUGGAGAGUCCGCUGCUGCUGCCGGAGGCGCUGCAAUUCCUCGAGGAGAACCUGGGCGAUGACGACUACGGCGUCUGGAAGAGCCUCGGCACUGCCUGGAGCAAGUCCAGGGCCGAGUACCCCAACAGUGCCCAGGUGCCCGCGUACACCCCGGUUUUUUCUGACGGGUGGCUGCCCCCCGUGAUGGAGCAGGAGCGCCACGGGGGCCUCCAGGACACCCCGCCGCCUGCCUCAGUUUCCCCAGCUCACUUGCGACGCCCUUCCCACUCCCUGUCCCCGGCGCAGUCACCGGCCACCGGCUGGAGGGACAAUCCCAGCCAAGUAUCCCCCCUCCCUGCCCAGGGGCUGGUCCGGGCUCUGUACGACUUCCAGGCUAGGAAUUCGCAGGAGCUGAGCGUCAGGAAGGGGGACACGCUGCAGGUCUUGGACCAGCAGAGGAAGUGGUGGCUGGUGCAGGACGAGUGGGGGGACAGGGGGCACGUCCCGGGCAACAUCCUGGAGCCCCUCCCGGAGCCGGGGCACGGCGCCAGAGAGGACAGUCCCCCCACCCUGCAACCCAACUCCUCGCCGGCAGAGGUGACAGCCUGGCUGAUGGACAAGGGCUUCUCGCGGAUCACGGUGCGGACUCUGGGGGUGCUGCGGGGGCACGAGCUGCUGCAGAUGAGCCCGGCCGAGCUGCGAGGGGUCUGUCCCGAGGAGUGGCGGAGGGUGCUCUUCAAGCUGUCCCCCAUCAGGACAUCCCUGGAGGUCGGUCCCAGGGACUGAGCCACCGAGGCCACGCUGAUGUCCCCAGCGUGUCCCCGCCCCGGGUGGAGCACCCUGGGCACGGCUGGACUCGGGGGCGAACCCACCCCCAACAUCCCGCCUGGCCCCCACCCCUUGAAAUCAGAGAAUCCCCCAAAGGCAGCGGUGACACAGGGCUCGGGGACGUGCCCCCCGCCCAGGAGGGCUCCUGGGGA
Molecule: messenger RNA, 2159 nt
Organism: Prinia subflava (tawny-flanked prinia)
Lineage: Eukaryota; Metazoa; Chordata; Aves; Passeriformes; Cisticolidae
Gene: EPS8L3
Product: EPS8 signaling adaptor L3
Exons: 18
Coding region: 1-1965 (654 amino acids)
Biological process (GO): positive regulation of ruffle assembly; Rho protein signal transduction; regulation of Rho protein signal transduction
Cellular component (GO): ruffle membrane; vesicle; plasma membrane
Molecular function (GO): actin binding
Source: RefSeq, a predicted model, not a curated record